AUGAAUAUACACAACAAGAAGAAGAUAACUCAUUUCCUUGUAAAGGACGGAUACGUACAUAUGUACGGAUACGACCACGGAUACAAGGAGGAGAAGAAGGAGGAGGAGGAGGAGGGAGAGGAGGAGAAGAAGGAGGAGGAGAAGAAGAAGAAGAAGAAGAAGAAGGAGGAGAAGAAGAAGAAGAGGAAGAAGAAGAAGAAGAGGAAGAAGAUGAUGAUGAAUCCAUAG
Molecule: messenger RNA, 228 nt
Organism: Eimeria maxima
Lineage: Eukaryota; Apicomplexa; Conoidasida; Eucoccidiorida; Eimeriidae
Exons: 1
Coding region: 1-228 (75 amino acids)
Source: RefSeq, a predicted model, not a curated record